GCCCCGGCAUGACUCGGCGGCGCUCCGCUCCGGCGUCCUGGCUGCUCGUGUCGCUGCUCGGUGUUGCAGCAUCCCUGGAAGUGUCCGAGAGCCCAGGCAGUGUCCAGGUGGCCCGGGGACAGACAGCAGUCCUACCCUGCGCCUUCUCCACCAGUGCUGCCCUCCUGAACCUCAAUGUCAUUUGGAUGGUCAUUCCCCUCUCCAAUGCAAACCAGCCCGAACAGGUCAUUCUCUAUCAGGGUGGACAGAUGUUUGAUGGUGCCCUCCGGUUCCACGGGAGGGUAGGAUUUACAGGCACCAUGCCUGCUACCAAUGUCUCCAUCUUCAUCAAUAACACACAGCUGUCAGAUACGGGCACCUACCAGUGCUUGGUGAAUAACCUUCCAGACAGAGGGGGCAGAAACAUUGGGGUCACUGGCCUCACGGUGUUAGUCCCCCCUUCUGCUCCACACUGCCAAAUCCAAGGAUCCCAGGACAUCGGCAGCGACGUCAUCCUUCUGUGUAGUUCAGAGGAAGGCAUCCCUCGACCCACUUACCUUUGGGAGAAGUUAGAUAAUACGCUCAAGCUACCUCCAACAGCCACUCAGGACCAGGUUCAGGGAACAGUCACGAUCCGGAAUAUCAGUGCCCUCUCUUCCGGUCUGUACCAGUGUGUGGCUUCUAAUGCCAUCGGGACCAGCACCUGUCUCCUGGACCUCCAGGUUAUCUCACCCCAGCCCCGGAGUGUUGGAGUAAUAGCCGGAGCCGUUGGCACCGGUGCUGUUCUUAUCGUCAUCUGCCUUGCACUAAUUUCAGGGGCAUUCUUUUACUGGAGAAGCAAAAAUAAAGAGGAGGAAGAGGAAGAAAUUCCUAAUGAAAUCAGAGAGGAUGAUCUUCCACCUAAAUGCUCUUCUGCCAAAGCAUUCCACACAGAGAUAUCCUCCUCAGAAAAUAACACGUUGACCUCUUCCAAUACCUACAGCAGUCGAUACUGGAACAACAAUCCAAAACCCCAUAGAAACACAGAGUCAUUCAACCACUUCAGUGACUUACGCCAGUCUUUCUCUGGCAACGCUGUUAUCCCAUCCAUCUAUGCAAAUGGGAACCAUCUGGUCUUGGGUCCACAUAAGACUCUGGUAGUUACAGCCAACAGAGGGUCAUCACCCCAGGUCAUGCCCAGGAACAAUGGUUCAGUCAGCAGGAAGCCUUGGCCUCAACACACACAUUCCUACACCGUAAGCCAAAUGACCCUGGAGCGCAUCGGUGCAGUACCCGUCAUGGUGCCUGCCCAGAGUCGGGCAGGGUCCCUGGUAUAGGAUGACUGAGGAUGCUGUGUUCAGAAGAGAAUAAACGGACUGCCUUCAGGCAAGGGGGAGAGUGGGAUGGGUGAGUGCUGGAAAGAUAAACUUUUGUUAUGAUCCCAUUAGCAAAAAGCACAAAGAAGGCUGCGAUGCUGUUCCCUGGUCACUGAGCGUGUGACGUGGCCCGGGGUUAUUCCAUCAUGAAGACUCAAGAAGACUGUCUCCCCACCACAGUUGUCCUGAGAUUCAGUUAAAACAAACAUGCCGCAUCUCAAGAGAUGUGCCAAGCCAAGGAGAAUGCUAGAAGCUGAGUAACACUUACCACCCAAACCGCGGUCCAGCUGGACCUGUUCUUUGAUUCUUGCCUAACUUAAUAAUUUCUGGGACCUUUAAGUGCCAGGUGGAAUUUACAUAAUGAAAUUAUUUUUUAAAAAAAUAGGUAUCCUUAGGGGCAAAACCAGGAGCAAGCUCAUAGUAUGGUCUGGUCUGGUCUGGUCUGGUCUGGUCUGGUCUGGUCUGGUCUGGUCUGCGUCCCACUCCCUUUGAUGGCACUAGUGAUGUAUCCCAUUGAGCUGGCUUUAUCAUAGAGGCAGUGUUGUUCAGAACACUGGCUAGAGGUGGGAAAAAAUAAGGAAACUUCUUGUGAACACCCUCCACACACAUAUUUAUUUCCUUCCUCCUGAACCAUGAACUUUGUAUAGGGGAUUUUGCUAUAUCGACAGAUUCUUGUCUGUUACACUCUGGGAUCUCUUACAGGUCCAUGGCAAUUACUGUUCAUGAUUUCCUGAAAAAAAAUAUUUUUUUAAAAGAAAACUAUUUUUUUUAAAUACUAGAGAGACAGUGGACUAGGAAAGCAAGAACUUAGCACCUUGUCCAGUGAUUGUAUUCAGGGAUUCAGCAGAGGGCCGACCACAGAAGAGUAUUAGGGGAUGGAGUAGGUAAAACCAGCUGGAGCCAGGUGGGACGGGCCUUUGCAUUGCCAGCAGGGCCCCAAAGAAGCAAGAUUGUGUAUGGCGACCUUGCUGUCACACAGGCCACCAUUAAUGAGGACAGCGCCUCAUGCCUUUUGUACCGAGGAAGAUAAUUGCCUCUUGUUCGACAAGUAGAGUUUAGUAGGUUAUUACAGAAAGGGCAAGGGUUGUUUUGAUUUUGUUUCUUUCAAAAGAAUUUUUUUUUUUGCAAAAGAAUAAUGAGGGUUAGACAAAUGGGGGACCUUCCCGUGUGCCCUUGGGGGUCUGCUCAGCAUCUGGAAAUUUGGGUGCACAAUUUUCCCUGAACGCAUUGCAUACAAGUGUAAAAAGACUCUGCCUCCCCCCUUUUGGCUAAUUACUUGGCUUGGCUGGCCUUGCAAUUUACCAGAUUCAUUUACACACUCUGCUCUAUAUCGCAAUGUGUCUGUCUGUCUGUACUUGUAUUGGUGACUAUCUUGCCUUAAUCACUUUGCUUUAGGGCAACUCAUGGUGAUUUCUUCCAAGAUUUGUUUUUAAAUUGUUUGUACUACUGAGCCUACAACUUUCAGAAGACAUCUUUUUUUCUUCUUUCUUACAUUGCUUUGUCCCUCUUCUGCUAUACUUCCUGCCUUCUUUCCCUGUCCUUUGGGCACAGUCAUCACAGGGAGUGGCCUCCUGUCUUCAGUUAUGUGAGUGAAUGGAAGCCAUCACUGUGUGCACAUAUUUUUCCAAGAGGGACACUCGGGACGUCUGUCACUUGUUGUGACCGUUUCAAUAUUGAUAAGAUGAAUUUACUAUAGCGUUACCUUCCCCCACCCCAAUUUGAUGAUUCUUGACUUUGUAAAAAUUUAAAUAAAUGAAUGUCUAUACUUUUUAAGGAAAAGUGAAAAUACCAUGUCACAGAAAAGAUGAAACUGUUAGAGCUGUUUAGAAAGCAUUUAUCUUGUAUUUCUUUAUUCUUUCUAAUUACCUAAAAUUCAAUAAAAGUUUAUUCAUAUAAAA
Grammomys surdaster is the source of this 3232-nucleotide messenger RNA. It is a transcript of the gene Igsf11, whose product is annotated as immunoglobulin superfamily member 11. NCBI's taxonomy places the organism in Eukaryota, Metazoa, Chordata, Mammalia, Rodentia, Muridae. Bases 9 to 1295 code for a protein of 428 amino acids. Gene Ontology annotation, cellular component: cell-cell junction. The record is from RefSeq and is a predicted model, not a curated record. The transcript is spliced from 7 exons. Gene Ontology annotation, biological process: homophilic cell-cell adhesion. Gene Ontology annotation, molecular function: ionotropic glutamate receptor binding.